Bathycoccus prasinos is the source of this 1152-nucleotide messenger RNA. RefSeq lists its product with no specific name. Gene Ontology annotation, molecular function: RNA polymerase II complex binding. Bases 1 to 1152 code for a protein of 383 amino acids. Gene Ontology annotation, biological process: mRNA 3'-end processing. The transcript has a single exon. Gene Ontology annotation, cellular component: RNA polymerase II, holoenzyme. Lineage: Eukaryota; Viridiplantae; Chlorophyta; Mamiellophyceae; Mamiellales; Bathycoccaceae. The record is from RefSeq and is a predicted model, not a curated record.
AUGUCGUCUAAAAAAGAAGACGAAAUCCACUCCGCAAACUUCCUCGCGCAGUUAAAAAAGCUCGACUGUUCCCAAGCGAGCAUCGAACAGUUGUCGUUUUGGUGCCAAUUCCACGCGAAAAAAGCAUCGGUUUUAACACCCAUUUGGACGGAGUCUUUGAGAAAUUCGAGUAACAAUCAAAACGUGUUAGCGCACGUAUACUUAGCCUCGGACGUGAUUCAAAACUCGAGGAAGAAAAACAAAGGCGAGGAGUGGAUGAAAAGCUGGAAAUCGGUGAUGGAAAAUUCAGUGAAAUUCGUGUGGGAGAAGUGCAAAAACGAAGCGAAGAUACGCGCGAGCGUGAAGAGAAUGAUGGACGUGUGGGAGGAGAGGAGAGUGUUCGGGUCGAGGGUAAAACCGAAAACGUGGAUUGCAAGCAGUGAUGAUGACGCUGAAGAAGAAGACAUGCAAAAGACGAACAAACGGAAGAAUGAGAUGGACACGGUCGCCGCCUCGAAGAAGAGUACGACGAGUGUUAGUAAGAAACAGAAAGCGGACACGCCGCCGCCGCCGCUGAGGCAAUCGCACGACAUAAAAGAAAUGAAAGCGAACUAUUUGGAAGGCGAGGACGCGCUGUUGGCGGAAGCGUUGCACGAGAUGGAAAAAUGCGAGAGAGACCUCGCCGAGGCGGAGAAGGUGUACGAAGAGGACGUGUCGGGGGAUUUACUCAAUUUAUUGGACGCCGGCAAGGCGAACGAGCCGAUGGAGAAUCUGUAUAAAACGCCGACGGAACAGUUGACGGCGUUGCAAAAAUGCGAGAACGCGUGGGCAAAGAAACGCGCGGCGGUUGAAAAGAUGUUUAAAGCAAACGCGACGUUGACGAAACGUCUGGCGAUAUUGAACAAGACGUGCGAGGAAAGAGAAAAGGAAAACAAAGAAAGAGAGAAGUGGUUGAGCAAAUCGCCAACCGUCGCGGUGCAAAUAAGCACGGCGAGAAUGAAAGCUUCGAAACGAAACGCGGCGUACGUAGCGACUGGCGGUGAUGAUGGUAAGAAGAACUCAGAAGAGUUAGACAAUCGAGAAGAGUUUGUAAUCCCGGAGCCGGUAGACAUGGACAAAAGCGACGGUGAAGGAGAGGAAGGCGAAGAAGAUCCGGAGGAGUACGAACCGUGA